Messenger RNA from Postia placenta MAD-698-R-SB12, 2565 nucleotides. RefSeq lists its product as hypothetical. Lineage: Eukaryota; Fungi; Basidiomycota; Agaricomycetes; Polyporales; Adustoporiaceae. The transcript is spliced from 7 exons. Gene Ontology annotation, molecular function: ATP binding; protein kinase activity. The record is from RefSeq and is a predicted model, not a curated record. Bases 1 to 2565 code for a protein of 854 amino acids. Gene Ontology annotation, biological process: protein phosphorylation.
AUGUCCGAUGCCUCCAUCACCUUCUCGGGUUGGGCCUCGAGCUCGAGCAUGUCUCGCCUCGAUGCCACUCCUAAAUCGCGCAAGAGCCUCGUCAACAUUACCAACGGCAAACAGAAUAAAAGAGAUGACCCCGACAAUUAUAAUGGCUGGCGUCACGAGAUUCUCAAUAAAGUCAACAUGGUCGAGGACACCCCGGUCCUUAAAUUCAUCGACAAGUACGUCCCCGGGGGCAAGCCUUAUCGCGCGCGGAAAACAGCGAUAGACGACCCUUUCGCGCCGCUAUGGACCGAAAAUCUGUUGAGGAACGAGUUCCACAUGUACCCACAUCUCGUCACUGGACUGAACCAGCUCUGCAAGGGCAUGCCACGAGGUAGUCACCUACUCUUUGUCGAAGCACAUGGUGUUAUGUUUGGCUCGCCUUUUCCAGACUGGACACCCAGCCACGGGAAGAUAUCGCCUGACAUUGCCGCGCUCAAGCCCGGCGUGAAGAACGCAAAUGCGUUUAAUACCGACAACAACAAGUGGAAGCAUGUAUCCUUGAUUGUCGAGGUCAAGAACUGCAGGCAUGUCGACCCGGUGAUGAGUGAAAGUGAGGAGGCUCAGAAGACCCUGAUGCAAAUGAGCAAGGUGGCAUGCCGGCUAAUGCUAGAGCAAGCUUCUCUCUGCUGUUUUGUCCUUGGCAUCUAUGGAAAGAAGGCUCACAUCUAUCGAUACGACCACGCAUCAGCUAUUGCGUCAGAAGCAUUCGACUACCGUGAGUAUCCCGACUACAUUCGUAGGUUCCUCUGGAACUUCGCAAAUCCAGCGUCUGGGCUGGAGACACUGGGUCAAGACGACUUGUCCUCGAAGCCGACAGGGAGAGAUAUGCUCUGGGCGCGGGAUGUAUCUGGGGACAAUUGCACCCCUUCCGAUAUCGACCACAAUCGCUGGGUCACUGUACCGUCCUCGACCAGAAAUGGAAGGGACGAAGAUUAUCUCUUGCUCCGGGUACUCUCCAUGAACUACCGGAUGUUCUCUCGUGCUACCAUAGUCCGCGAAGCUCUGAAACGAGGAGAUAUAUCGGGUAAAAGGUACAUCAUCAAGGAAUCAUGGCGGCAAGUCGUGCGCUCGGAUGAAACGGUCUUCUACAAACGCAUCAAGGAGUACUGCGAGCGUACCAAGACACCCCUGUUUGGGAUUGGAGACCUUGUCUGCGGUGCUGACCUUGGGGCUCGAGAAGUAGCAGCUGGGAAAGAUCGUAGUAAGUACUUCCAUCGGACUGUAUCUUCGGAGCAUCGAGAAAGCGCCCAUCCGGAGUUGGGCGAACGCAGCCACAUGCGUCUGGUUUUGGGCACUGUUGGUCGCCAGUUGAAAACCUUCCUUCGUACAUGGCAAUUUAUCUUCGCAAUCCACGACGCAAUUCUAGGACAUCAGCUGGCGUACAUGGCGGGCAUCCUGCAUCGAGAUGUCAGCCCUGGAAAUGUGAUGAUCACCGAGGAAAGCAAACGAUUCAAAGGGUUCAUCACUGAUUUCGAUUACAGCAGCUUGAUCGAUAGUUCUGCGGACGGCGGGACACCUCUGACCUCAGAUGAACUUGCUGUACUUUCCUCAAGAGAUGCAGAACUUCGUGAAAGAACGGGAACAUUUGCCUUCCUCGCUCUUGAGCUCCUGAACCUCGCACCAGGCCAAUCCGUCACUCACAGCGUGCACCAUGACAUGGAGUCCUUCUAUUGGCUUCUCAUCUGGAUCGUCCUAAGACAUACAGAGCACACACACUUCAAGGUCAAUGGUGCAUGCCAUGAGGUCUUCCGUAGCGGCGAUGAGGCAAGCGCAGCGCACGCAAAGAAGGACUUCAUUGUGAGCGAUCGUCCGAUAGAGGUCAAGGGUAACAAACCCCUGUCGCAUCUACUGUCGACGCUGUGGCAUCUUAUGACACAAACGGUCAAGUCCGCCAUCAACCCACGGCCUUCCCGUCUCACGCACGCGGAGAUGCUGCGUGCAUUCAAAGAAGCGCUUGACAUGGAUGGAUGGCCGGAAAAUGAUACCGCUAUCCCUUUCAAGCCUCCUCAAUCCAGCCCCAAUAGCCCAAAGCAGUCGCGUCGAAAAACUACCACGAAGAGGGGAAGAGCCACUGUUUCUGGCACACAUCAACUGCUAAAAUCUGGGACGUUAUAUAAAGGUGCUAAAUAUCUCAUCAUCACUCGAUCAAAGUGCUGCGCGAAUGAAAACUGGGUACCGAGACAGUUUGCGACACAUAUUCGAGACCAAUUCCACGACAAUAUGAUGACGGCACGGAAGCGCACCGAGCCGGGACCGGACGCGGCCUUAGUCCUCGCUGUCCGGCGCAACGCCACGGAUCGACAGCCACUUCGUGACGAGCGCGUCGAGGUUGAUCGGCGCAUCGCCUGUGAGCACAACGAUGAACAGCUCGCCGCCGAAGCCUCUCUGCAAGGCGUCCGCCUGGUCGACUUUGGAGCCGUCAAUGUACACCUCGGUGACGAACUUCUUCGAGAGCUCCUCCUUCGCGGCCGAAGAAGAGAGGGCGAUGAAGCGGUAGCCCAUGGCAUUGGCGAGCUGGAUGCCUAG